This is a messenger RNA of Elaeis guineensis (African oil palm), 3373 nucleotides long. RefSeq names its product AP2-like ethylene-responsive transcription factor CRL5. Gene Ontology annotation, biological process: regulation of DNA-templated transcription. The record is from RefSeq and is a predicted model, not a curated record. Lineage: Eukaryota; Viridiplantae; Streptophyta; Magnoliopsida; Arecales; Arecaceae. Gene Ontology annotation, molecular function: DNA-binding transcription factor activity; DNA binding.
UUAAUAAGAAAAAUGGACGAGUCUGAGUAUAGUAAGCUUGAUGGAUUCUAAGUGAGGUUUUUUAAUGCCUUUAUAUCUCAAACGGCGUUUAUGAUAGUAGUAUUGAUCUCGUAUGAGAGUGAGGCAUUUUUUUUUUAAUUUCUUGGGGCCCUUCAUCGUUCCUGGCGACCCACAUCCCCCUCUGUUUGGAAACAGCUCUUGAUCACAGCCAGUAGCUUAAAAAGGCAUAAGAAGUUCAUGUGAGCUUUUAGCAAAACCAGCUUCUCCAUCUCUACUCCUACAGGGACUCUUACUUUUCUGCUUGGUUUAGUGGUGAUGUAUCAAUAUAAACUAUAACCAAUCAAUCCUCUCCUCCAACACCCACCCCGCCCUCCUGUGAUUUUGAUUUUUGAAUGAACUAUGGGUUGGAUAGGCACAAGGUUGGAGCGAUAAGUUUUAUUAGGACCUCUGCACCGCAGUCUAGUACAGGGAUAGUACUGUAGUGAAGUGACUGGUUGGACAGUAGUCCUCCCUGUCAAUCUAUCUAUCUCAUGGCCAUGACACUGAAAAUAGCAGCCUUGUUUUGGCCCCUCUGACCAGCAUCCAGCUUGAAUGCUAGCACAAGGAAGUGGAGAAGGAAAGGGCCUCCUACUCUCCCCAAUGGCAACCUCGCCAUUAAUUCUAUCGCCUUUCAAGAUUCUUCUUAUGGGCAAUGGGCAGAUCAAGACCUAAUUGUGGGUGCUUUUGCUGCCUUGACUUAGGGAGGGCCUUACUAUGAGUAAAGAUCUUCAGGAGUGUUUAAGGGCCUUAAAGAAAAGCAAAGCCACAACCAUGGUGUAUUGGUGAUUCUCAAACACAGGUCCCUAUGGAAGGCAGGAGGGUGCUAGUUAUUAGCAUUUGCUUGAUGGAGCUCAUGCUUUUUGCUUAGUUUAAAGGGACAUCUGAUGUUCUCCUCAAGUGCUUUUCAUGGAGAGUACGCAUUGAGGAUUGGAGAAGUGCUCCAUGGUGUUUUUUCUGAGUUUGAGCUUCUUUGCAUUGGGUCUUGGUAGACAGCAGUGAAAGAGGAAGUUGAAAUCCAUGAACAACAACAACAACAACAACAACUGGUUGGGCUUCUCUCUCUCCCCUCACAUGAACAUGGAGGUGUCUUCGGAGACACAUCACCAACCAAAUCAUCCGAGUCAUCAGCACCAAGAUCGGCCCGCCCAUGCUGCUGUUUCCUCUCUAGUCCCUUGCAGCUUCUUCCUAUCUCCACCUCAGCUUAACAGCUCUGGGCUCUGCUAUGGAGUUGAAGGAGAGACUCUGGGGCUCUACUCUCAGCUGUCUGUCAUGCCACUGAAGUCUGAUGGGUCUCUUUGCAUUAUGGAAGCCCUCAGCAGAUCACAGCAGCAAGGAAUGGCGCCAUCUCCAUCCCCAAAACUGGAAGACUUCUUAGGUGGUGGUCCAAACAUGGGGUCCCAUCAUCAGUUUGGGAGCAAUGACAGAGAAGCAAUGGCCUUGAGCUUGGACAGCAUAUACUACCACCAAAACUCACAGCCUGAGGACAAUAGAAGCCAUCCCUUGGACCUCCUCCAGGUGCAACAGCAUCAGCAGGAGCAUCCAUACUUCCAGCCAUUACAAGAAGGCUUGUGCUCUGGGCUAACAGGCCACGAGAUGUACAAUGCUCCAUUGGAGGAACCAAUGGCAGAUGAUGGGAUUCCAAGCUUGAAAAACUGGGUAGCUGGGCACUAUGAUGCUGUCAACAAUGGAUUGGGUGAGGAAGGUGGCAUCGGGUCUAGCUCUGUUGGUACAAUGGGAUAUGGAGACUUACAGUCCUUGAGCUUGUCCAUGAGCCCUGGCACUCAGUCUAGUUGUGUCACAGCUACACAACAGAUAUCACCUUCUGCAAGAACUGAAUGUAUGAUCUUAGAUACACCCAAGAAGAGAGGGGCUGGGAAAGCGGGACACAAGCAGCCAGUCCACAGGAAGUCCAUUGAUACGUUUGGCCAGAGAACCUCUCAGUAUAGAGGUGUUACCAGGCAUAGGUGGACUGGGAGAUAUGAAGCCCAUCUUUGGGACAACAGUUGCAAGAAGGAAGGCCAAACAAGGAAAGGAAGGCAAGUUUAUCUGGGGGGUUAUGACAUGGAAGAGAAGGCUGCAAGAGCUUAUGACUUGGCUGCUCUGAAAUACUGGGGACCAUCAACACAUAUCAACUUCCCGUUGGAAAGUUACCAAGAAGAGCUGGAAGAAAUGAAAAACAUGAGCAAGCAAGAAUAUGUAGCCCACUUAAGAAGAAAAAGCAGCGGGUUUUCGAGAGGGGCCUCUAUGUACCGAGGAGUAACAAGGCAUCACCAACAUGGAAGAUGGCAAGCUCGAAUCGGGAGGGUUGCUGGAAACAAAGAUCUUUACCUUGGAACCUUCAGCACUCAAGAGGACGCAGCUGAAGCCUAUGAUAUUGCUGCAAUUAAAUUCCGUGGGGUGAAUGCUGUUACCAACUUUGACAUAACAAGAUACGACGUGGAAAAGAUCAUGGCAAGUGGUACACUGCUAUCAGGAGAGCUCGCGAGAAGAGCCAAAGCAAUAGAAGCAGGCAAUGAUGCCUCUUCAACACAAAAGAGCAGCACAGAGGUUGAUCUAGCUGAAGAGAACAAUAGCUGUGGUUCUGAUUGGAAGAUGGUCCUCUACCAGUCCCCUCAGCAAAUAUCGCAAUCCUCUGAAUUGCUCAAUCACAACCCUGUGACAAGUAUCGAUGAUUACCGGAGCUCCACACCUCUCUCGGCAGCUCUGCAUGGCAUGGUGGGCAUGGAGAUGGUUAGUUCGGUCAAAGGGUUGGAGGAUUCUGGCAAGGUAGGGAGUAAGCACAUAUCAAAUUCAUCAUCUCUGGUAACCUGCCUGAGUAACUCCAGAGAAGGCAGCCCCGACCGCCCUGGUCUUUCGAUGCUCCACUCCAAGCCUUCACCCAACUUCAUCGGUUCCACCCCAAUGAGUUCUUGGAUUCCAUCAACCCAGAUCAGGCCAACAAUUUCCGUGGCUCAAAUGCCAGUUUUUGCUGCAUGGAAUGAUGCUUGAGCUCCUACUGUGAUGGUAAAACCAUGUAAAGUUGAUGAAGUAAAAGAAGAAAUUGGAGAGAAGAAAAAAGCAAGUUGUAUUGGAGAAAGAAGAGAGGAGUCUUUUUCUUUUUCUUUUUCCCAUUUCCCAUUUCCCUUUUCCCUUCCUUUUUUCAGUUGUUUUCUUUUGGAUGAAAUUGGAGAUUCAUGAGGUCUAAUGGUGGGAGCAGGCUCUGCCCAUUUUCAGGAGAUUAGAUUUCUUUUUGAACUCCUUUGGGACCGUUUGGGAGGAGGAUUUUGCAGAGGUGGAGGCCUAAGGUUUUAAGGACAAUGAUUUCCUUGAAUGAAAUGAUGUUUGGUUUGCUUUU